This is a messenger RNA of Ectocarpus sp. CCAP 1310/34, 3041 nucleotides long. The record is from the annotation of a GenBank genome assembly. Lineage: Eukaryota; Phaeophyceae; Ectocarpales; Ectocarpaceae.
GGUGAGAGUCGGGCUUUCUAGAACAUGGAGGAGGUGCUGCUGCAUCACCGGAUGCGUCGAUGGCCGCCAAGCUGCUCACGGCUGAACGAGCCCGUUGCCCCCCCUUCCUCACAAACCCUCAACCCGAACGUCGGCCCGAGAUCGUCCAACGGCCGUGCGGGGAAAACGCUGCCUCUGUCCCAGCAACGACGUCUUGCCUCUCUCCUUCACCCCAGCGAAAUGGCACCCCGAGCAAGGAAAAUACCUGCAAACACGACCUCAACGGCAACACCCAUCAGCCAGCUUGCGAGCAAAUGCGACGACACCGAUAACGAUAAACAUACCUACAAGCGUUGACUUACGACAAACGACGGGCCUACUUGAAAGCUUUGGUCUGGCAGGGAAACCCUAACGUCAACCGACACCCCGCGCUCUCGUUAGACCGCUCCUCAAAAUAAACAACGGCGUCUACCGGAUCCCUAUGCUCUCGUUAGACAUCCGACCACCGUCAAGAAGAAGGAACUCACUCUGCCGCUCCGCAAAAUACCACAAUGAAAUUGUCUACCUCACCAGCUCCACCAAGUAUGGCGAGAAAGUAGUGAUGCACCCUACACAUCGCCAUCUUCUGACAUCGUGGCACCGCUACCACCCUCGGCCGUCGCAGAGAGAAACCCCAAAACAACCUGGCGGCAUGCCAUCAUCCAUGGCGUGUCUGGCACGAAAUAUCCCACUCCGUCAUCUAACAUCGCUGCUGGCCGCUUCUGUUUACAGAAAGCUAACGAAGAACAGGGAAAACAGAACCAGACGAACGCUGUCGCGGAUGCACGUAUGCAUGUUCGAUCGACCCUCCGAGUGCUACGCCAAGCACACACCUUGCAACGACCACCAGGCAGCCUGUUCAUACCCAUGCUACACCCAAUCACGCGCGAUGCCCCCUUCAGCGGUCCGGUGUGGUAUGAGUCCGCCCUACAUGCAAAGAACUUGAAGAAAAAACAUGCCGUGGUAGUGCAACCCCCCCCCAACGCUACUUACUUCAUACGCCUCGGUUGGAACGAGUGGCACAUAUCCAUCUCCUCCGUAAAACAAAUUGUACUCCCACUCGGCCAUCGCUAUCCCCUCACAUCGCGCGACCUGCUGUUUUCUGGUUCAGCCCGGCUCACGAAAAAGUGGGGAUAAAACAUGCCCCAAGUUGCACACAACACGCCUCCCCUCCCCCUGCCCUCUCCCUACUUUGUACGAAUCCCCCUGGAACGAGUGCAAAACACCCAGCUCCUCCGAAAACAAAACUGUACUCCCACGCGGCCAUCGGUACCUCCUCACAUCCCGCGACCUGCUGUUAUCUGGCUCAGCCCGGCUCACGACGAGGUGGGGAUAAAACAUGACGAUGUUGUACACACACGCCCCCCGGCCCCUCCGCCCUCCACCCCACUGUAGCACACACAUCCUCUACGAGUGCAAAACAUCAUCUCCUUCCGUCAACAAAAUUUUACCCCCACUCGACCUGUAGUGCCCUCACUAUCCGCGAUCUGCUGUUGUUUGGUUCAGCCCGACUCAUGAAGAUGUGAUGACAAAACAUGACGAAGUUGUACACACACGCCCGCCCCCCUCGCUACUUUGUGCACAUCCUCCUGGAGCGAGUGGAAAACGUCCUUUCUUCGUAAAACAAAGAAUGUGCGCCAACUCGGGCAUCGGUACUCCCUCACAUCCCGCGACCUGCUGUUACUUGGUUCAGUCCGGCUCACGAAAAAGUGGGGAUGAACCAUGACCAAGUUGUACACAUACGCCCGCCCCCCUGGCUACUUUGUACACAUCCUCCUGAAGCGAGUGGACAAUGUCGCUCUCCUUCAUAAACAAAACUGCGUUCCCACUCGGAAUUCGGUACUGCCUCACACCCCGUGGUUGCUUUUGUUUAUUUCAGCCCGGCUCACGAAGAAAUUGAGACAAAAACAUGCCGAAUUUUUACAAGCACGCGCCAUCAUCCGACGUGUACUAUACCAUACAUCUCCCUGGAACGAGUGGCAAACAUCCAUCUCGUCCGUGCUCCCACUCGCGCAUUGGUCCUCUCGAAUCCGGCGACCUGCUGCUAUUUGAAUCAACCUGGCUCACGAAGUGGGGAUAAAACAUAACGAAGGUAUACACAAGCAUCCCCCCCCGCCCUCCCGCCCUCCACGCCACUGUAGCACAUACAUCCUCCUGGAACGAAUGGAAUGACGUCCUUCUCCGCAAACAUAAAUGUACUCUCACUCGGCCAUCGAUACCCCCUCACAUGCCGCGACCUGCUGUACUUUGGUUCAGCCCGGCUCGCGAAGAAAUGGCGAUAAAACAUGGCGAUGUUGCACAUACAUGCGCCCCUCACUCUACGUCUUCAUACACCCCGGUUGGAACGAGUGGAAAAUGCCCUUCUCCUCCACAAACAAAACUGCAUUCCCACUCGGGCAUCGGUACUCUCUCGUCCCGCAACCUGCUGUUAUUUGGUUCAGCCCGGCUCACGAAGCGGUGGGAAGAAAACAUGCCCCAAGUUAUACAUACAUGCACUCCCCACGCUACGUUUUCAUACACCCCUGGUUGGAACGAGUGGAAAACGUCCUUCUCCUUCGUAAACAAAAAUGUGCUCCAACUCGGCCAUCGGUACGCCCUCACAUCCCGCGACCUUCUGUUGUUUGGUUCAGCCCGGCUCACGAAGAAGUGGGGAUAAAACAUGCCCCAAGUUGUGCACAACACGCCUCCCACCACCCCCCGCCCUCCACGCUACUUUAAACAUGUCCUCCUGGAGCGAGUGGUAAAACAUCGUUCUCCUCCGUAAGCAAAACCGUGCUUGCACUUGGGCAUCGGUACUCCCUCACAUCCCGCGACCUGCCCUGCUCUUAUUUGGUUCAGCCCGGCUCACGAAGAAGUGGGGGUAAAACAUGAACGAACUUGUAAACACGCGCCCGCGCCCGCCCCUCCCGCCGUCGACUCCACUGUAGCACACACAUCCUCCUGCCACGAGUGGUAAACAUCCAUCUCUCUCCGUAAACAAGACUGUACUCCCACUCGGGCAUCGAUACGCCCUAACAUCCCGU